Molecule: messenger RNA, 3717 nt
Organism: Pipistrellus kuhlii (Kuhl's pipistrelle)
Lineage: Eukaryota; Metazoa; Chordata; Mammalia; Chiroptera; Vespertilionidae
Gene: TTYH3
Product: tweety family member 3
Exons: 15
Coding region: 197-1765 (522 amino acids)
Cellular component (GO): plasma membrane
Molecular function (GO): volume-sensitive chloride channel activity; intracellularly calcium-gated chloride channel activity
Source: RefSeq, a predicted model, not a curated record
AAGAGGCGGCGGGCGCGGGCGGCCGAGCGGAGCCGAGCGCCGACGAGCACCGCCGAGCCGGGCCGACCGGGCCGGGCCGGGCCCAGGGGCGCGCGGGCGAUGCGGGCGAGCGGGCCGGGGUCGGCGGGCCCCUGAACCCCCCGCCCGGGCCGGCGAGGAGCGCGCGGCGGCCGCGUGUGGGCGGCGUCGGGCCGCCAUGGCCGGGGUCAGCUACGCGGCGCCCUGGUGGGUGAGCCUCCUGCACCGGCUGCCGCACCUGAGCCUGCGCUGGGAGCCCACCGGCAGCCAGUUCCGGCCCGAGGACCCCGACUACCAGCAGGCGCUGCUGCUGCUCGGGGCCGCCGCGCUGGCCUGCCUGGCCCUGGACCUGCUCUUCCUGCUGCUCUACUCCUUCUGGCUGUGCUGCCGCCGGCGCAAGACCGAGGACCACCUGGACGCCGACUGCUGCUGCACCGCCUGGUGCGUCGUCAUCGCCACGCUGGUGUGCAGCGCCGGCAUCGCCGUGGGCUUCUACGGCAACGGAGAGACCAGCGACGGCGUCCACCGGGCCACCUACUCGCUCCGCCACGCCAACCGCACGGUGGCGGGGGUCCAGGACCGCGUGUGGGACACGGCGGCCGCCCUGAACCUCACGGCGGAGCCCGGCCUGCAGAGCCUGGAGCAGCAGCUGGCCGCCCGGCCCGAGCCCCUGCGCGCGGUGCGGCGGCUGCAGGGCCUGCUGGGCGCGCUGCUGGGCUACACGGCCGCCAUCCCCUUCUGGAGGAACGCCGCCGUGUCCCUGGAGGCGCUGGCCGAGCGGGCGGACCUCUACGACUGGUACAGGUGGCUGGGCUACCUGGGCCUGCUGCUGCUGGACGUGGCCAUCUGCCUGCUGGUGCUGGUCGGCCUCAUCCGCAGCUCCAAGGGCACCCUCGUCGGGGUCUGCCUGCUGGGCGUCCUGGCGCUGAUCGUCAGCUGGGGCGCGCUGGGCGUGGAGCUGGCCGCGGCUGUGGGCUCCAGUGACUUCUGUGUGGAUCCCGACACCUACGUGACCAGGAUGGUGGAGGAGCACGCGGUGCUGAGCGAAGACACCCUGCAGUACUACCUGGCCUGCUCGCCCCGCGCCGCCAGCCCCUUCCAGCAGACGCUGUCAGGCAGCCACAAGGCGCUGGUGGAAAUGCAGGACAUCGUGGCCGAGCUCCUGAGGACUGUCCCACGGGAGCACCCGGCCACCAAGGACCCUCUGCUCCGCGUGCAGGAGGCGCUGAACGGCACGGAGGUGAACCUGCAGCACCUCACGGCGCUGGUGGACUGCCGCAGCCUGCACCUGGACUACGUGCAGGCGCUGACCGGCCUCUGCUAUGACGGCGUCGAGGGCCUCAUCUACCUGGCCCUCUUCUCCUUCGUCACCGCCCUCAUGUUCAGCUCCAUUGUCUGCAGCAUCCCCCACACCUGGCAGCACAAAAGAGGCCCCGAGGAGGACGGGGAGGAGGAGGCGGCCGCGGGGCCGCGGCAGGCCCACGGCAGCCUGUACCGCGUGCACAUGCCCAGCCUGUACAGCUGCGGCAGCAGCUACGGCAGCGAGGCCAGCCUGCCGGCCGCCGCCCACACCGUCAGCAACGCCCCCGUCACCGAGUACAUGAGCCAGAAUGCCAACUUCCAGAACCCCCGCUGCGAGAACACGCCCCUCAUCGGACGCGAGUCCCCGCCGCCCUCGCGAUAUCUGGCUGCCCUGGACUCUGGCAGCCCCACGGGCUGGCAGUUUAAGCCCCUGGACAGUGCCUGACCGAGGUGGUGGCCGUGCCCUCAGCGACAGUACACGUCCAGCAUGAGAGCCAAAUACCUCGCCACAAGCCAGCCGCGCCCCGACUCCAGCGGCAGCGGCCACUAGACGCCGGCAGCCACGCCCACGUGCCAAUCGCCCUGCUCCUCCCCCAGGCCCGCCGCUCGGACGCCCGGGCGUCCCCCCUUCCUGCAGGGACCCGCCAGUGGAGACGAGGGAGCUCUGAGCUCGCCCUGACCACGGUGUCCACGCCUGGACACGGAGUGCUGUGUGGACGCCAGGGCCCUGCGGCCCCGUCUCCCCCUCCCCCUAAGGAUUCGUCCGCAGAGCCCGCUCCGGGCCGGCAGCCCCUGCAGCUCGGACCCUGUGGCCCUGCGCCUCCAGCUCAGCCUCCCCCGCCCUGACGCCUGGUCCCUCGCUGCCUCUGCGUUCUCGCUCUUUCUCCCCGACCGCAGGCCCCUCCCGCCCGGCGCCGAGCCUCUGCGCCACCCUCUCCGCCUCCACCAGCCUCGCUCUCUCCCUCAGCUCCUGCCGCCGAGGACAGCCGGUCGCCAGCCUGGCUGCUCACCGAGGUGCCAAACCCCUCCCCAGGCCUGGCACCUGUUCCGGUUCAUUUGCACUAACCACUCUCCUCAUCUCUAGGGCACGUGGGCCGCUCAGUCCUUCCCGGUCCCCUCACCCCGACAGGUGCGCGUCUGGAGCCGGCCUCGGGGGGGUGGGGGAGUUCACCCCAGUCGCCUGUGAAUGAGCCCUGGCCCUGCCCGGGACUAACCACUAACCUCACCCCCACCCUCCGCGGUGCUGCCGGGAGCUGUGGGCUGUCGGACCAGGGUCCCCGCGGCCUCGGUCUCUACCUGUGAAGUGGUGCUUCUGGCUUCAGUGCAGUGUUUGCUGCCUGCCAGGGAGGGCGCCCCAGGGCAGCACGCGAGGCCGGCCAGGGCCGCCUGGCAGCGAGUUACGGACUGUGGGCCCCACUCCAGAGGCCCCUCCCCUGGAACCUCCUCUCCGUGCUGGUGUCUGGGACCAAAGGGGAGGAUGGCCCCCGGGCAGCCUCUGCCAGGAAGGACGCCCUGGGCCCCUGGGCACGGUGAACCUCACUGUCCAGCGUGCUCCCGGCCCCGCCCCUCCCCCCGGCCCCCUUCCCUCCCCCCUCCCCCCUCCUCUCCGGUGAGGAGGGGCCCAGCAGUCCUGCUCGGCUCUGGCCGUGUCCUCCGCUGCUGGGGCCGCUGCUGUGAGCCCCCACACACCGUGUGACUGGGCAGGGAGCAGCGCGGGUGGGCGCUGGGCUGUGACCCGAGUCCGGUCACGGGAAUCGGGCUUCGGCCCUGAGCUCGGUGCGCGGCGCAGGGGGCCAUGUUCUGGGGUCUCUUCCUCGUCCUGCCCCUGCCACUGGCCUCCGACCCACGCCCGCUCCGCCCCUGUACCCGUAGGCCAGGCCCUCAGGCCCCACUGCAUCUUGGGGGCAGGCCGUCACCCCACAGGGCUCCACCCUCCGGCUGGUGAGUGGAGGCGGUUUGGGCCACCCCCUCCCCAUGUCACUAUGCAAUCCCUCCGGCACCAGCCCCGCCCCCCGCCCGGCCGGAGGGAGGGGGAUCGGGACGGGAGCCCCCUGGGGUCCAUGGAGCCCAUGGCCUGUCCUGUGCACAUGAUCCAUCUCCCUGUGACAAGACCCCAGCCCCGGCCCGCCCCCUGGUUAACCCCCGAGCCGCCCGCCUGAGGCCUGAGCCACGGGGCCCGGCCUUCCGCCCCGACCCCCUGGCCUGGCUGGGGGGCUGUCGCUGUUUUUUUGGGGGGGGGUUUUUUGCCUUUUUUUUUUUUCAAAUGGGUUUGGGUUUGAUUUUUUUAUAUCUUUGGGGCUUUAUUUUUCUUGGCAAAUACUAAAAUCUCAUCAAUGUAAUCUCUGUGGUUUCUAUUCAGCUUGGGUUUCAUGUUUUAAAAUAAACAGAUUUUAAAAA